AUGAGUAUUGAUAUCGAAAAAACUUCCGAAGCUUUGGAAGCGUUGGCUUCUUGGGAAGAUGGGAUGGAAGAAGUUGAGAAGGACGUUGAGCUUUUUAGGUUAAGAAAGGUUGCUCCACUGUAUGAAAGAAGAAAUGUGCUGAUUAAGGACAUUCCUGGAUUUUGGAGUAUAGUAUUGAACCAGCAUUCGGAUUUUGCUAAUUAUGUUCGGGCAUCAGAUUUUAAAUACAUCGAUGCCAUCAAAGCGAUUGAAAUCAAAUGGCUAUGCCUAGAUGACUCUACUGUUAAUCCUCGUAAUUUUGAGUUAACUGUGGAGUUUAAUGGCAUUGAUGGGGAUUUCGAGAAGCAAAUUGUAACAAAGGUUUUCGAAAUUGAACAUGAUGUUUCGAAAAUCCGUUAUAGAGAAAAAAGGACCGAAGAAGAUGAUGCUUUGGAUGAAGAGUUAGGAUAUUUGACUAGUAAACCAGUUGAUAUCAAGUGGCCGAAAAGUUACGAUGAAAUAAAUCCCGAUUUAAUUACAGAUAAAAGGAGCAGCGUUGGGAAAAGGAAUUACCGGAGCGGUAUGAAGUCUUUUUUUGGAUGGUUUCGAUGGACAGGAUUGAAACCUGGUAAGGAGUUCCCUAAUGGAGAUGGGCUAGCUAACCUUUUUAUUGAAGAGCUGUACCCUUAUUGUAUAAAAUAUUAUACAGAUGCUCAAAGGGAUGUUGCUGAUGAGAGUGAGAGUGAUGAAGAAGCAAGUGAUGAGCCCAUACAGCUUGAUUUGAGUGACAAAGAGGAAAGUGAAGAUGAAGACGGUGUCCUUCGCAGUGAAAAACGGAGAAAACUAUGA
Molecule: messenger RNA, 828 nt
Organism: Lachancea fermentati
Lineage: Eukaryota; Fungi; Ascomycota; Saccharomycetes; Saccharomycetales; Saccharomycetaceae
Source: the annotation of a GenBank genome assembly